CUGGUAGUUUCCCCCUAAUCUUUCUGGUACUAGCGACGACGAGUGCGCAUCAGCGUAGCCCCAGCGUCGUCUUGAUUCCACACCCCGUGGCGCGGCAGCUGGAGCGUGUCAAUAGAAUUAAUCGCACCACUAGCUGAAACGGUAUUUAUACCUUCGCGGCGAUGGUCUCUUCCAGAAUCCCCGCGUUUUUUGUCCCGUCAAUAAGACUACCUGUGCCCAGCAACUCGCAUCUCGAACCUCGAUGAUAUUACAACCCUCUUCUGUAGGAGGAGUCAGCGACCUAGCCACCUAAUCCAUGCUUCUCUUGGCUGCCAGACUCUGACUUCGCGCGAUAGUCAUACGAGCCCAGGAUAUUCAUAAUUAGUCCAUUGAAAGCCGGACCGCGUCUAGCGGAGAAUGGCGAGUCGCGCGGUGAGCUUUUGUUGCCCCUCGGUGCACGCUGCCAGUCGCGUUUCAACAAACGAGCACGCGUACGGUCACGCGUACGGUUCGACGUACCGUACCAGGUUCUGCUCCCUAAGACCUAACCAGAAACGACUCCAAGCCCGCCCUCCAGCUGGACUCGUCCCGCCAGAGCCAGUCCGACGUGGCAGUCUGCUCGCGCGACAGCCUGGAGCCGUAGAUGACGUGGCAGCGACGGAGACGGAGCUAUCGUUGCCGUUGGCGCGAGAAGUUUUGGACAAGGCUGGAGGCAAGGCGGUCGAAGAGGACGGGCAGGAAGUGAUGGCGGGAGCGAAGGAGAGGGAGUCAACAGCAGCCACAGGCUCAGGGGUACAACCGGAGGAGCUUGUAAAGGGUACGUCCGGGGGAGCACAAGCGAUAGAGGGCACUUUGGAAUCCGGAAAGGAGGAUAGAGGAGGGGGGAGGGCAGAGGAGGGCGAGGAGGAGGGGGAGGAGACGGAGGUGAGGGUGGAAGGCGCAGAGGCGGGGAGGAAGGGGAAGGAUGCGCAGGAGCGUGGGAAGGCAGGGGUGGCUUGGGGAAGUGGAGUAGAGGGGGAGGAGGAGGAGGAGGGAGGAGGGGAGGACGAGGCGGGAGAGGAUGAUGGGGAUGCGGCGGCGGUGUGGCAAAAAGGGGUGACAGAGAGCCUGGGCCUGGGCGGGGCUCCCUCUAACGAGGCGGAUUUCAAGACCUAUGUGCGCAAGUGGGGCUAUGACGCUGUUGUGCUGCUGCAGACCGACGGCGAGCCCUCCGCCCUGGACUGGCCAUCAGUCGUGGAGGCAGCAGCAAAAGAGGGUGGCGUGGCGCUGCAGAUCUCACUGCCAGCUCUAGAGGACACGCAGCAAGUGGGGUGGCGGGUGUUUGAGGCAGUGCGGGCAGUGGGUACGCUGUCCGCCAUGGGUCUGCGCGCUGUCCUCUGCUCGUCCUCGACGGAUCUCUCCGCUUUCAUCGCCCUCAGCUUUCUAACGUUUGCAGGGCGCCACACCCUGGCAGAGGCGUGUGCAGCCAUGGCAGCAGCAGCUCCCGAUGUCCGUCUUUCGCUGCAACCCUGGCAGCAGUGCGUAGACCUCCUCUCUUCACUGGACACCCCGCGGGUCAGCGCCAUGGCUCAGGCGGUGUAUGAGCGCCGCAGAGACUCCGGCGGCCCGGGAGGGCCAGCUGACGACUGGGCGCAAGCCCAGCUGCAGUACGUGCAGCAGCUGGUGGGGGCGAGCGUGGAAGCCAGCGCCGACAUUCCCUUGGCCGCUUCCGAGGUCGUUUUCCACAAGGCCGCUGCCGCUGCUCGCGUGCAAAUUGACCAUCACAAGUCCCUGGCAGAAGCAGCCAUGGAUGCGGCAGCAGCAGCGCGCAGAGCAGCAACAGUUACAGAGGAGCGGUCCGAUGCUCUGGAAGCACAGAUUACUGAGCUGGAGUUCCUGGUGUCGGAGCUGAGCAGGGAGAAGGAGGCAGGGCACGGGGAGAAGCAGGCAGCAGUAGCAAGAGUACAAGAGCUGGAGGACACCAUUAGGCAGGCCAGGGAGAGGGAAGCACGGGCAGCAGAGGCAGCCCAAGCAGCAAAAGAACGCCUAGCCUUCGUCACACGGCAGGGCGAGAUUCUUAAAUCUAAGGUAGAUGCGGAGAAAGAGGCGGUGGCGGCAGUGAGAGAGCGGGUUGCGCUGCUGACAUCGCAGCUGAAGGAUGCGGAGCAGAGGGAGGAAGCUGCACGGAAGGCGGCGAGCGAGAUGGCGGAGAACAUGACGCGCCUCGUCAGCACGCUGCGGAAUGAGGUGGCGGAGCUGAAGGCUGAGGUGGCGGCGGCGGAGGGGAGGGAGCGCGAGCUGGAAGCGGCGCUGGAGGACGGGGCGAGGCAGCUGCGGGCGGCCUUGGACGCAGAGGCGGCUGUUGGCGCGCUGCGUGUCGACGCGGAGCGAGCGGAGCAGGAGCUAGAGGCCAUGGCGGGCCGGGCAGGGGACCUGCUGUCCCAAGUGGAGCAGGGCCGACAGGUGGCAGCACAGCUGGAGGCCCAGGUGGCGGAGGGGCAACAGCUGGCUGCCAGGCUAGCGGAUGAGGUGGACCGGGCGAAGAAGGCGGUGGGCGAGGGCGAGCAGAAGCACGCAGUGCUGGCACGGGACGUGGACACCCUUCGAGCCACGCUCACGCGCAUCCAAGGAGACGACCAGCUGCUAUCGCAGGAGGCCCAGCGACUCGCCCAAGAGUCCUCCCUCCUCAAACGCAUCCUUGUCGGUGUAUCAGGCCUGGCCGUGCUCCUCCUGCUGCUGCUGCUGCAGCCAGGAGGGGGGAGUAGUGGCGAUGGGAACGGUGGUGGGAGUGGCGAGGUGCGGGGUGGGCUGGAAGAGGGCUGGGAACAAGAGGAGGCAUUUGUAGGGAGGUCAGGGGGUGGAGGGGGUGGGGAUGGUGAGCAGGGAAGUAAUGGCCGACUUGGUUCGAGGCGAGCAGGUGCUGUGGAAGCAGUUGAUGUUGGUGGUGCUGGGGAUCAAGGCUCAAGUGGUGUGUUGUUGGAGGUGAGCGUGUAAGGGGAGAAGCGGAGAUAAAUAGUGGUGGCAGGCAGUCGUGGUGCUGCAGACAAACACAUCUAUUGUAGCACAAGAAGCUACCGGUAUGAUAUGUAGCAUGGUUGCGUGCAAUGAAGCAUUUGCUUUGCGGCAUUAAGUUAAAGCCCAUAGCCCAAAUUGUCCAAAAGCAGUGCGUUUGGAAGCUUGGGAUGGGCUCUGCGAGCUCUGGAAAAUAUUUCGCCAGAAUCAGGCCCCUAGAUUGGUUUUCAGGCAUGCUGAUUUUUCAGGGUAGGCCCAAAAGAACAUUCUCAUGAAUCAGGACCAGGGCUGAUUUUAUCAG
Molecule: messenger RNA, 3271 nt
Organism: Closterium sp. NIES-67
Lineage: Eukaryota; Viridiplantae; Streptophyta; Zygnematophyceae; Desmidiales; Closteriaceae
Source: the annotation of a GenBank genome assembly